This is a messenger RNA of Fusarium fujikuroi IMI 58289, 2856 nucleotides long. RefSeq lists its product as uncharacterized. The coding region runs from base 1 to 2856 and encodes 951 amino acids. The transcript has 3 exons. The record is from RefSeq and is a predicted model, not a curated record. Gene Ontology annotation, molecular function: protein kinase activity; ATP binding. NCBI's taxonomy places the organism in Eukaryota, Fungi, Ascomycota, Sordariomycetes, Hypocreales, Nectriaceae. Gene Ontology annotation, biological process: protein phosphorylation.
AUGGCUCAGGCCGGCGUAAUAGCGUCCGAGCCACAGCAAACGCUUCGUUCACAAACAACUGCAUUGUCCGGUACUCAGGGAUUCUUUCGAAAGCUCUUUGGUAGACAGAGUGGCAGUAAUACGCCAUGUAAACCUACCGAGCAGCCAAAGAGCCCUCAGCAUGAGGCCGACUCGGCUGACCUUGACAAAGGCGGGCUGAUUCGCCGAAUGUCUCGAAGGGUUGUGCCUGGACUACCUCGGGCGCAGACAUUCAAACGCCAAGUAUCGGAAAGGAGGACUAACCUCUCGCCUAUUGAGCCAACUCCAGAUGAAAGACGAGCUGUGUCUAUGGACCGACGCUCUUACAGACCACGAUCACCGUCAGCCUCACAGCCCGCGACCAACCCUCGUGUCAGCGCCCCAAGCUUUCUCGGCUCCCCUCAGGACGAAAUACCCCGAUUUGUCCCCUCUCUAUCCGUUAAUGAUGUUACGGAUGAGUCGCCUAGGGAACCUACUGACGGAAUACUGCAUCCGGAUGAGGAGAUGACUCUUGCGGACGAGUGUCCAGCACAAGACACCUUGUCUACUGCAGACACUCGUUCGAUAACAGCAUCCCAGUACGACGCUAUAAUCCACGAAGAGCUCGAGAAGACAUGGAUACUGAAUCUCAGUAUGCACUUCAGAGACCGGUCAAAGAGGGAAAAGUUUUUUGUUACGUAUCGCGAGCGUGAUCACCUUUGGCGGCGUGUAACGAUCUCGCUUGAUUAUCGAGAUGCGCCACCAAACUCCCUGGAAAUGGAUCUGAUCAACACGCAUUACCAACGAGAGAAGAGUGCAAAAAUUUAUGAGGCGAUCAGGGAAAGCUUGAGGGACAUCCAAUUUUAUGACACUGUAACAAAUUUGAAGCUUCAAACAACAGAUGGAAGGCUUCAUGUGCACGUAGUUGAAGAUGGCAAUGAAAUUAUACAAUAUCCCACUGUUGCCCAAAUAAAGCAUUUGGGUUGUCGCCGCAUUCGAGAAAGAGACAUCACUUUUGAAUCCCACAUGUCAGGAUUUGUUUAUAAAGUCAAUGUUAACGGCCAUACGCUCAUCAAAAAGGAGAUUCCAAGUCCUGACACCAUAGACGAAUUUCUGUAUGAAAUCAAUGCCCUCAAUGCUUUAAUAUCCUCGCGCAAUGUCAUUCACUUCUACGGUGUGGUUGUGGAUGAUCAAGAUCAGAAUGUCAAAGGUCUUCUUAUUAACUAUGCGGACCAAGGAGCUCUCAUCGACGUCAUCUAUGAGCAUUGCAAAGAUGGCGACUAUGAUCUUCCUUGGGCGACGAGAGAAAGAUGGGCCCGGCAGAUCGUGGAAGGGCUGUCCGACAUCCACGAGUCAGGGUUUGUGCAAGGAGACUUCACACUGUCGAACAUCGUUAUAGAUGGUUAUGGCGACGCGAAGAUCAUCGACAUCAACAGAAGGGGGUGUCCAGUAGGCUGGGAGCCCCCGGAAGCAACACCUCUCAUUGAGAGUAACCAGCGCAUCACCAUGUACAUCGGCGUCAAAUCAGAUCUAUACCAACUUGGAAUGGUGUUGUGGGCCUUGGCAACGCAGGAGGAUGAGCCAGAAGCGCAGGGUCGACCGCUGAUACUUGGCCCCGAAGUAAAUAUCCCGGACUGGUAUCGACAAAUGGCAGAAGUCUGUCUGAGCAAUGACCCGCGCAUGCGACUUCAGGCGUCUGCUCUGUUGGAGAUGUUCCCUCGGCAAAGGGAAAGCGAAGAGACUGGACAACUGAACCCCCCUGAAUCGAUAGUUGAUGAAGGCUACACCUUGCAUCAAUAUCUUGUUGACGGAUAUCAUCCAGAAAACCUUCCACAAAUCAGAACGGUCGAACCCCCUAACGACUGGUCUUACGUGAAUCAACCCGAUGCGGAAACAAGCCCUGUCAGAUAUGAACCAUAUUACUACACGCGCGGACGCUCUCCCCCGAGCCCAUUGCCGAGUAAUUGUGACGAAUAUAAUUCGCCCCGCGGCCUAUACGACAUUGCUGCCUGGGCAGCUAAUCGGAAUAUACCUUCAUCUUACAGUGAUGUGGGACCUGAAGGAAAACCACUUGACGAAACGCCUACAGCCAACAAGUCAGUACUCAUCGACUCGGAUGCACUCACGGCUCCCGACUCGGCUUUGGAGAGGCACGAGACCCCAGCUACUUCGACUUCAACUCCGAGCCCAACCCGAGGCGUGGGUUUAGGGGAUGAUUUGCAUGUCAUUCCCAUUGCGAAGGAUGACGAGGUUCAUGCAGGCCAAGGAGAAUUCGCGAGCAGCGGCAAUGAGGAUAAUGUAGGAAUGACGUACAACGAAUCAGCACCCGGCUCAAUACAGUCGGGGAAUAUCACUCCUGGAGACAACGGCACAGUGAUACGGGAUGGCGCGCAAGGCACCAGGAGGAUGCGUCGGGAGAAAAGGGGAACGGAGGAAAAAGACUUUUAUCAGCAGAAAAAGGAGAAGAUGCUGGAGGGACUAUCCAAGAAAAACGACAGCCAAGAGACUCAAAUGCUUCGGGAAGGGGGCAAGACAGAGGAUCAUCAGACGACGUCUGCAAACCAGAGGGACGUCUCUGAGGAGCCAAACACAAAAGCAGAACUGGAUGCGGAACAAAACGCAGCAGAAAAGCAAGGGUCCACAGUACCUGGAACCAAUCGAGUUACAAUGAAGAAAGAGAUGAUAGCAGGGGAAGCAGACAACCGAGAGAAUGGAAAGGCGAACCAAGGGGGUAUCGAAGGCACUGAAUCUGUACCGUGGGGUCAGAUCUCACACUUAUUGACUCACGACGAACCGACGAAAGAAGAGAAUAUGACUGACGACGUGUCCAAGGGCGCCAACUGUCCGUCCGGACUCUAA